Branchiostoma belcheri (Belcher's lancelet) is the source of this 1487-nucleotide messenger RNA. RefSeq names its product buccalin-like. The record is from RefSeq and is a predicted model, not a curated record. The coding region runs from base 321 to 755 and encodes 144 amino acids. Lineage: Eukaryota; Metazoa; Chordata; Leptocardii; Amphioxiformes; Branchiostomatidae. The transcript has 5 exons.
CACACUAUGCAUGAUAAUUCUUGCUCUCUUUAGUUUAUGGUUAUUCAAUGACCCUAUUUUCUACGUGAUGAUUACAAUAAUGAUCCCUGAUAGCCUUAAUAAGCUUGUUCAAACCAUCGCAAGUAUUUAUUUCGUGGCAUGAUGGAUUGAAAUAUCAAGCGGAUGUCGAGCAUAAUUUCACGUCUAAUUUCCGUUGAAUUGGUCCAUAAACCCUUAAAUACGCCCAGGCUGACGAGGACGCCCAUACCGCCGUGUUUCUCGUCUACAGUUCCUGUUGCUGCAAGUUCUGUUUUUCGACCGAAAUCUCUUGUGUGGACGCCAUGGAACUUCGACUGUUCGUAACCGCCUUUCUGUUGGUGCUGGUCGCCUUUCACGUAUGUGCAGAGGAUGAGAAGAAAGAGGUGGAACGGGAAGUAGAAAAGAGAAUGGACGCCGGCUGGAUGGGGAAGAGGUUCGACGCUAGCGCCUUCGGGAAACGUCUGCUAGACAGAGGAGGGAAACGUCAGGAUGAGCUCGGUUGGCUGGGGAAGAGGUUCGACGCAAGCGCCUUCGGGAAAAGACAGGAUAAACGUCAGGAUGAGCUCGGUUGGCUGGGGAAGAGAAUGUCCGACCCGAGCGCCUUCGGCAAACGGCUGCUGGACAGAGGAGGGAAGCGAAUGGACGCCGGCUGGAUGGGGAAGCGUGACGACCCCCGCACGUCGUGCCGGACCCAGUACGACCCGACCACCGGCAGGUGGAAAUAUGUGUGUCCGUGAGUUGUCUUCGGAGAACCCCACAUUGUCGUUAUUCUGACGAGACAACCGGAGGGGCGAGGAAGAAGAGCUGCAGAAGGAAAUGGACGCGUUUUUCCGCCGCUUCGGGGGCCGGGAUCGUUAACUCCUCACGCGGGCAGCACGUCAUAGACACGGCAGGGUGGGGGUACCGGGGUAUCAUGUAUUAGUUAAUAUUUCUCUCUAAGCAGAGGUUGAUGGGGGAAGAUCGUUACUAAUAUCACCCGGGUUGUUUUUUGUCGCUACCCCCACCAACAAGCAUGAACCCUCUCUGGCCAAUGGAUACUGCCUGGCCAAUUUGAUAGUGGUCUUUUUGCCAUCCUAGGAUCUGCUUGGAGAUUCAUUCCUUAUCACUAGUUGGAAUAGAUUUCACCCGGCUGUCUUUAAUACAGUGUACAAUGGAUUAAGAUGUUGGUUACAUUUUGUAACUUCCAAGAUUGGUUAACCAGCAGUUGCAUGUGAAACUUACAUGAUAUGUAUAAGGUCUAACAGUAGGGUAAUAUUUAUUCCAUUUGUCUGUAAAAGUACCGAAGUAUUAUCGUAAGUACCGAUAUAUUAUCACAUUAACUUCAAUGCAUGAGGGAUGUCUGUACGACACAGCCUGUGUAAUGUACAACUUAUGACGUUUUCUGAGUGAAAGUGGACGUGGCAUCGGCAUGUGCAGGUCAAUGAUGUGCCGAAGGAGUCACUAGAAAUAAACACAAUCCAUUGAAAGUG